AACAUGGCGCGGUACGUGCGGCUUCGUUAGCUGACCGAGCUAGCGUGAAUAUCACGUAAUUGUGACACUUUCCGCGAAAGAGAGCGCUCCAAUGAGCGGUUUAAUUCGUGAUGCGGUUGGAAGGAUGUGAACUUACGACUGUUAAAGUGCGUUUUUUGCCCUUUUGCCCACGCUACUCCACGUUGUUAGCGCCUGUGCUAUCCUUCUAGCUUUAGCCUAUGGCUUUCUACGAUGUGUACUCUCACCCGGCUCUGAUCCGGUACCGGACGAGUGUGUGCACUAAAGCCACACUGUUCCUGUUUCUGGUUCUAUGUCUCACCUACAUCUCACCGCUGCUGGUUGCUUACAGGAGCCAAGGUUUCUGGAUCAAAAGGAGCACGUACGAGGAGCAGCCGGUGGUCAGAUUUCAGUACCAGAUUCUGCUGGUGGCAGCGACCAGCACUGAGGGAGACUACCUAGCCUGGAGCACCUUCCCCCACCUCAACAACAUGCUGGGGCCCAACCUCAGGAUCCCCACCGUCUCUGUGAGAGAGGAGGACCAGAACCAGGACGGGAAGUUGGACCGGCUCACCUUUCAGCUGCAGCUUCCUCUGAAACCUGAAGAGCAGCUGUACAGCAUCCAGCUGCUGCUCACCUUCAGCUACCAGCUCUUUCGGAUGUCCACGGUGGUGAUGCAGAGCCUGGGCUACCUGCAGCACUCGUCUCCCGUCCCCGGAGCCAGGCUGUGGGUCAGCGGAGACCUGAGGCUGCAGCAGAGGACGCCGCUGCCUCACCGAGGACUCUACGAUGUCUACAACGUGUCAGUGAUCGAUGCCUCCAGCCCCUUCGCAAGCUCAUACGACCUGGAGAAGAUCCUCAGGAGCUACCAGGAGAGAAACCUGACCACAGUGCUCUCCUGUCCGAUGCCCGUCUGGACUGUGGGACGAGCUGCAGGUUCACCGUUUGAGCUCAACGCUGAAAUCCGCUACCCUGUGGAGGUCAUCAGCUACCGGCCCGGUUUCUGGGAAACCAUCAAGUUCGCCUGGAUUCAGUACGUCAGCAUCCUCCUCGUCAUGCUCUGGGUCUUCGAACGCAUCCAGAGAUUCGUUUUCCAGAACCAGGUUCUACCAACCGUACCCAUCCCCGUGGAGAAGACGCACCGAUCGUGACGCUUCCACCUGCCGGUUCCUGCUGUCGUCGUCCUGUGAUGGAUCUGCACUGACUCUUUCUUUCUGAAAAACACUCCUUUUUUCUUAUUUUUACUAUGGUUUUCUAGCAAAAAAAAAGUUUUUAUAUGUUUGUACAUUUGACCUUUUUUGACAGGAGACAUUUGACAGUCAUUGACAGAAAUUUGUGAUAAACGUAUCUUUAGAGUAAAACUUAAUAAAUAAUUGCUUUAAAUCUAUAUUGUGUAAACAGAAAAUUUUUUUAGCUGUUUUUUGAGCAGGGUGUAAUCGUUAGGUGGGAUUUUGUUGGUCCUGAUGAAUUGGUGACCU
Salarias fasciatus (jewelled blenny) is the source of this 1475-nucleotide messenger RNA. Its product is annotated as transmembrane protein 231-like. Bases 219 to 1148 code for a protein of 309 amino acids. NCBI's taxonomy places the organism in Eukaryota, Metazoa, Chordata, Actinopteri, Blenniiformes, Blenniidae. The record is from RefSeq and is a predicted model, not a curated record. Gene Ontology annotation, biological process: cilium assembly; regulation of protein localization. The transcript is spliced from 8 exons. Gene Ontology annotation, cellular component: ciliary transition zone; ciliary membrane.